Aspergillus terreus NIH2624 is the source of this 714-nucleotide messenger RNA. RefSeq lists its product as uncharacterized. NCBI's taxonomy places the organism in Eukaryota, Fungi, Ascomycota, Eurotiomycetes, Eurotiales, Aspergillaceae. The record is from RefSeq and is a predicted model, not a curated record. The coding region runs from base 1 to 714 and encodes 237 amino acids. Gene Ontology annotation, biological process: polysaccharide catabolic process. The transcript has 3 exons. Gene Ontology annotation, molecular function: cellulase activity.
AUGAAGCCAGUCUGCCACGCUAUUUGUACAUUUCUCAUUCUUCUGUCUGGGCUCAGUCACUCUGUCCAUGGAGCGGAUUCGAGCACCUACUACUUCAAGCACUUUAGUACUGCGGGUACCAUCUCUCCAUGGUACAAGAAUGACAAUUCUUGGGGAGUGAACGCCCCAAAUGGUACAGGCUUCACUGUCAUGGUCACUGGUGAGGACUGGGGCACCUGGUCCCCAGUUCAUACUUUGCCCAAGAAGAUCAACGCUCUCGCCCCUGACCACAAGACCUGGUUCACCCAGAAUUCCUAUCCGGCACAGGGCGCAGGAUAUGAUGCUUGCUAUGACAUCUUUAUUGAUCCGAGCUACGCACCAACUGAUCGCAAUUCAAAGUACGAACUGAUGAUCUGGGUUGCAUAUCAAGCGCCUAAUCAUCCACUGUCCGACAAAUAUACCUCUGAUGGCUCAGUGCCAUGGGCACAGAAUGUGAAUGUCGGAGGAAAGGAAUGGGAUGUCUAUUUGUACCAUUGGCCUAAUGGUGAUCUGACUAUGACCUACGUGGACCCGACCAAUUCUGGUAGCUUCUCCGGCAGUUUGACUCCUUUCUUCCAGCAUGGUAUUGGCAAUGGAUGGUACAGUGGGGAUGACUACCUGACUAGUGUGAUGGCAGGUUGGGAGCAUAACCAUGGAAGUUAUGAAGCGACUUCAUGGGGAGCUGUUGGAUUCUGA